ACUGAGAAAUGGACUUCAUCACAGAAAAGGACUGCAGAAGAGAAAUUCUGUUUGCUGGCUUUCACAAGAAUGGAUGGUCGGUGAAUAAAGGAAUACAGAUGAGAUAAGGGCAGAAAGGUGCUAGACACCAUCAUCUAGUAGGUGGGCAAAGGGGAUGUCUGCAUCCAGCUGGCCUGGCAAUGUCACCUAUAACAUGAUAGCCCAGGGAAAAUACACCUGUUUGUACCUUUGAGCCCCGUGGCCCUACAGCUGCAAAUCCAUGUAGUCAGGAAUAAUCUCUCUCCAUGGAGAAGUGCUUGCUGUGAGUCGUUCAUUCUUGAGGAGGGAUCAGGGUCAGACAAUACAUUCCUUCACCAUCUUACUGCAGCACCCAUGAGAUGUGGGACUACUUGCUGCUAGCUGGUGGCAGAACAUUGUUACCCCUUGCUCUUGUUAUGUCCAGUUUUGCCUGACAGUCCUGGUUUGCCUCAGGACAAGAAGGCACUGCAGGGCUCUAGGGAGUUCAAGUUGAGGAGCUCGGCCCCUGGCUUCCAAAGCAAACACUAGAACUUUACUCCCGCUUUCUACUCCUGCCUUUAAUAAUGAGUUAGCAAGGAGGAAGCUGGGGAAGCCGUGACCGGGAUCGCUUUAAGAGCUUUAAGUCUCUCUCUCUCACUGAGAGCACGGGUUCCAGAGCUGCAACUCCCCCGAGACAGGGCUGCCAGCGCCACCUGGUGGCACCCUCAGCCCAAUCCCGCACAGCUUUCCGCCCUUCGACGCUUCCCUGGAAGCCCAGACCACCCUCCGUUCCCAGAGCAGAGGCUCCGUCCGGCUGCGCCCACCGUGUGCCCGCUCCGGUGCCGUUCGCUUGGGCACCCGCUGCGGUUCCCGGCCGGAGCCCGCCUGUGCUGCAGGCGGCCUGAGGGGUCCAAUUGAACCCCAGCCGCCUCCUCCUCCCUGCAGCUCUGGAGCUGUCUCCUGGCAGCCUCCUAUUACCCCAGCCCCAGCGAGGUCUCUCAUCUCGGUUAGGAGCAGGACCGUGUCACUGUAGGGCUGACGGUGGUUCUUACGGUGGUUGGUGCCACCCUCCCAUAUGUGUCACCAGCUGAGCUGGUAUAAAACAGUGCACGCUCUCUGUGGAUGCUGGUGAUGCACCCUCUCCCAGGCAGCUGAGGCAGACCUGCUGUUUGAUAUUGACUGAUUGCCUCUCUGCUAGCUCACAGCUCCAGCUGGGGCAGGCUACCUCCACAGCUCCAGCUGGUAAGCACUUCUGCUUCCAGUGAAUAGCCAUGAGUUCUUCUCACCUAAGCAACAGAACUGAGAGACACUUUCGAUCCCCAGAGGAGCAUGAGCUGGAGGCUAUGGGGAAGAAAGCUUGGGAUAAUCCUGUCUACAAUGGUUCUCCCUCUACCUCCUUAAAGAUUCGAGCCAUCUACAACCCCAAAUCCAUUCUGGAGAAUUCGUAUGAGAGCUUUGAAGAGGUGAGGGAUCCAAUGCCUUACCAGGAGGAACAGAACAAAACUAUGGAGGGGAAGACAAGUCCUUUCCUCAAGUGCUGCUUCUACAUCUUCAGAGGCAUCCGAGGUCUGUGGGGCACCACACUAACUGAGAACACAGCUGAAAACAGAGAACUUUACGUGAAGACCACUCUGCGAGAGCUCCUGGUCUACAUUGUGUUCUUGGUGGACAUCUGUCUGCUGACAUAUGGUAUGACAAGCUCCAAUGCCUAUUACUACACUAAAGUGAUGUCUGAGCUAUUCCUGCAGACCUCUUCAGACAACCGUAUCUCCUUCCAGUCCGUCGGCAGCAUGACUGACUUCUGGGUGUAUGCACAAGGUCCUCUUCUGGAUAAUCUUUACUGGACAAAGUGGUACAACAAUGAGUCCCUAGCAGUGCACAGCACUCAGUCAUACAUCUAUUAUGAGAACUUGUUGCUGGGUGUCCCACGCAUACGACAGCUGAAGGUGAAGAACAAUUCCUGUGUGGUCCAUGAUGACUUCAAAGAGGAGAUCUCAGGCUGCUAUGACGUAUACUCAGAAGACAAAGAGGAAAAAGUCUCCUUUGGACUCAUCAAUGGAACAGCGUGGAGGUACCAUUCUGAGGAAGAGCUGGGUGGCUCGUCUCACUGGGGAAGACUAACCAGUUACAGUGGGGGAGGAUACUAUGUAGACCUCAAGUUGACCAGAGAAGAGAGUGCUGAAGCCCUGCAAGUCUUGAAGGAGAAAUUAUGGUUGGAUCGUGGAACUCGAGUUGUCUUCAUUGAUUUCUCAGUGUAUAAUGCAAAUAUCAAUCUAUUCUGUGUUCUGAGGUUAGUGGUUGAGUUUCCAGCCACUGGUGGUGCCAUUCCCUCCUGGCAAAUCCGGACAGUCAAGCUUAUACGAUACGUCAGUGCAUGGGAUUUCUUCAUUGUUGCCUGUGAAAUUGUUUUCUGUAUCUUCAUCUUCUACUAUGUGGUGGAGGAGAUUUUGGAGUUGCGUAUCCACAAACUUCAGUACUUUACCAGCAUAUGGAACAUCUUGGAUGUGGUUGUUAUUCUGCUCUCCCUCAUUGCUAUUGGGUUUCACAUCUUCCGUACCAUUGAGGUGAACAGACUGUUGGGGGAGCUGCUGAAACAUCCUGAAACCUAUGCGGACUUUGAGUUCCUAGCAUUCUGGCAGACUCAGUACAAUAACAUGAAUGCAGUCAACUUAUUCUUUGCCUGGAUCAAGAUAUUCAAGUAUAUUAGCUUUAACAAAACAAUGACUCAGCUGUCCUCCACAUUGGCACGUUGUGCCAAGGACAUCCUGGGCUUUGCCAUUAUGUUCUUUAUUGUCUUCUUUGCCUAUGCCCAGUUGGGUUACCUUCUUUUUGGGACACAAGUGGAAAACUUCAGUACCUUUGUUAAAUGCAUCUUCACCCAAUUUCGGAUUAUUCUUGGUGACUUUGACUACAAUUCCAUUGACAAUGCCAACAGGGUCCUUGGGCCUGUUUAUUUCGUCACCUACGUGUUCUUUGUUUUCUUUGUGCUCCUGAACAUGUUUCUGGCCAUCAUCAAUGACACCUACUCAGAAGUCAAGGAGGAACUUUCAAGCCAGAAGGAUGAGCUGCAGCUCUCAGACAUCCUGAAGCAGAGCUACAACCGGACACUCAUGAGGUUGAAGCUGAAAAAGGAACGGAUUUCUGAUGUGCAGAAAGCACUGCAGAAUGGAACGAAAGAACUGGACUUUGAGGACUUCAAGAACAGCUUGAAGAAGCUGGGCCAUGCAGACCAUGAGAUCACAGCAGCCUUCUCCAGGUUUGACAAAGAUGGCAACCUCAUCCUUGAUGAAGAGGAGCAACAACAGAUGAAGCAUGACCUAGAGGCAAAAAGGGUUGCUCUGAAUACAGAGAUUGAAAAUUUGGGGAAAUCCUAUGGUGGCAGCAACUUGGAUGAGAAUCUAUCCUACAUGGAAGCAAGGAAUAACCAUACCAAUAAGGCCAGCUGGGUCUCCAAAGAAGAGUUACAAGUUCUCCUGCAACGUGUGCUGCAUCUGGAACAGUCCAUACACAGCAUUGGCUCCAAGAUUGAUGCAGUGGUAAGCAAGCUAGAAGUGCUGGAAAGAAACAAGCUGAAAAGGAAGGAUCUGAUGGGCAAUCCACUGGAUAACGGUAGGAAGGAAGAAGAACCCAGACUGGAAGAGCUGCCUUCCCAGAGCUUAGACCAGCUGGAGAAAGAAGCAGCAGAAGUUUGGGGAGUGGAAUGUGUACAGGGAAAUAACCCAGGCUGCAUCUCUUCUCAGAAUGGGACCUGCCCAGUCUUGAUCAGGUCAAGUGUUCCAGGGUCUCAGGCACCCCAGAACAUCCAGUCACAGUCUGAGUGCUUCUAGCAAACAGCCCAGUGUUCCCAGUCUGGCUUCUGCAGUACUAAGUCACUGUCAGUUGUUUUCCCCACUGUUAGAAUAGACAGAACAGCUGAACACAGGCACCACUGUUGCCAGAGACUGGUGAUGUGAAAAAUUAGGUAUGUUCUUUUCCAGCAUAGUGAUGUGUGAUGUCCCAGGCCUAGAACUUCUGGCCCCUGUGUCUCUGGACUAGGUAGAAAUUUGGAACCAGGUAUUUUAUUAGGUUUCUGUCUCUGAACAGGACAACUCAAAGUGGUUUUUUUUCUGUAUUUUCCCAAGAUGUAAAGACCUCAGAGCUCUGGAAGCACUUGGAUCCAGAAAGGGAAAUUGCAAGCUCUUCCCCACAAACACAUGCUUACUCUCACAGUUGUGAGGAAAAGUUGAGGUAAUCAUGUAAAUAAAGUAGAAUAUAAUCAUUAGCAUGAGACAGAAAGGAGAAAACAGUUGUGUCUACGUGGUUACCACCAACUUUGUUCUGUUGUAAUUUGUAUCCAGAACAUUUUGGUAACCCUCUUUGGUUACCAAAGAUUCAGGUGUUGGUUGGUUACCUUAGAUUCAGAUGUUGGGAAAAAAUAGGAACCUCAGUCAAGAUUAUUAAAAUGAGAGUUUACUCACAGUGUACUAGGAGGAGAUCUGAAAUUGAAGAAACAGCUGUUACUGAUAUUCUGAGGUCUGAAUGUCAGAGAACAGACUUCAGAGUUUCUAACACUGCUGCUGACGUUAAAAAGAUCUUUGUCUAUUUCCACACUACUCAAGGUGCGUUUCAUGAUACUGGACAAAGCUAGUACCAUAUUUACAAAAUUAUGGCACUUCUAACUUUCAUGAAAACAAUUUUGCUUGCAGUUGUAGGUGCUGACACCAUUUCAGAUUAGGAAUAUUGUGAAAAAUGUGAUGUGAACAUCAGCUUCUCAACCACAUGCAAGAUACAUCUUUUACAGGCGUUUUUGACUUUGAAACUCCUAUUUCCUUGUAGUUGGGCAGAUUGCAGCUAAUAUAAGUCAGCACUGCAUUUAAUGAACGUGUUCUGAUUUACACCUCUGGGGAAGCUGGCUUGUUGUCCUGUGCUCCAGCUCAGCAGUUUAAUUUUGUAUAGUUUAUGUUAGUGGUUGGUUGGAUUUGGAUGAUCUUAGAGAUCUUUUCCAACCUUGGUGAUUCUAUGAUUUUAUUGCAAUCCUAACAAGCGCACAAAUAAUUAAUAUCUUUGAGGAAUGUUAUCAAAAGAUCUUGUAAAAUCAGCAGGGGUGAAAAUUUACUUCUUCUUCGCCCUAUUUUCCACUUUUUUUUUUUUAAUGUACCAGAUCUGGAGGUUGGUGGCCCUGCCUGUGACAGGGGAGUUGGAACUUGAUGAUCCUGGGGUCCCUUUCAAGCUAAGCCAUUCUAUGAUUCUGUGAAUAGUAAGUUUCAUCCUGGGGCUGCUGCAAAGUUUGUCUUAGAGAUCACUUUAUUCACUGCUGAAAGACAACUACUUAUGGACUGAAAAUGUCACUAGUGGAAAAAUUUCAGGGCAGGACCACUGUAAAGGCAUUUGAACUAUCUUAAUUGCUGAUAUUCUGUAAUAGUUAACUACAAGUAGGUUCUGUAGGCCAAUGGAAAUGUGAGUUGUACCAGACCACUGCUAACAACUCAGAUUGAUGCUGCACUGUUUAGUGUGCUCUGUGAAAGACCUAGUGGGGAUGUUGCACAGUGGCAUUUUGUAUUGCCACCCUUUCAAGAAGGAUGUGUUGUUAUGCUAUGGGUAAAGCUUCCCUGGAAAUGUAUGAGGGACCUCAGGAUCAGCCCUUCCCCAGACAGGCCAGGCUCUAGAGCUGUCACAGCUACAUAACAGUGCUGACAAACUGAAAAAGAGGGUUAUUCAGCUGCAAAUUCCCAGUGGGAGCUGUGAGACUGUGUCAGACAGACCACAGGGAACUUGGACUUCAGCUAGGAUCUAUAGGGUCUCCCAGCUCUUUCCAUCAGCUGCUUCUGCUGCUGGGGACAAGACCAUGGUUCUUGACUCACAGUUUUAUUGAAUUCAGAAUUGAGCAAGAGCUCAAUUAAGCACGAGCUCUUUGCCUUUAGCUUUUCCAGCUGAACUCAGAACAAUGAUGUUGCUUAUUUCCUUCUACUCUCAGCAUCGAAACCAUUAUCUUAUGCAGGAGAAAACUGCUUAUAUCAGGGACCUGAGAACUUAAUUAAAAUUUUCAUAAAAAAUCCAUGUGCUAAAUUAUAAUCCAGAAAAGGAACUAUGUGCUUCUAGCAGACUCGAAUGGCAUGCACAGCCCCUUACCAAUGCGAGAACUGAAAUGUGUUAGUGACUGCAGAUGGAAAUGGUUAACGCUCUGUAUGUCAAGAAGUACAUAAGAAAGUUCUUCGUUAAAAUUGUUUGGAAAGGCCCUGUCUGAGAUCCUGGCUCAACAGCAGACCAUGGUUACUGAGGCUUAACUGCAAAAACAAAACUGCAAGCCUUUUUAUAGAGGGGAGAGAUGGUGAAAGAUGUGUUGCUGGCUGGGGCCACAACUGCUGUGGGGCCAACAGGAUCCUGAACCUAGGUGCUGCCAGGAGCAGGAGGGUGAGGCCUUGCUUUAUAAAGCCUUACAUCUCACACAAGGAGAGUAUUGCUUUGUUCUGCUCUGUGGAAAAGGUGGCGUGAGCCCUCCUUGUUCGCACUGUUCCUGUUCCCCUCCUGCACCUCACCCACUGAGGGAGGGAUGCUGUAACCACUGCAGAGCAGCAUAUAGCCCUGCUGUCACUGCAUGCCAGGAGCCAGCCUCUGCCCUACCAUCCUUCCUGCACAGACCCCCUGCAUGAGGGAAGGCAGGAGAGGCAAAAGGACAGUGGUGCAGCAGCUGUGCUCAGAACCACACAGUAGGGACGAUCAGCCACAGGCAGGUCAUAGGUAACACAGGCUGCUAUUCAGGGCUGUAGGUUACCGGAGGAGCAAAGUGGUCACGUUUCAUGGCUGGGUUUGUUCAUGCCUGAACCCUGGCAGGCUAUCUUUCCCCUCUAAAGGGUGAGCAUAGAGUCUCCGCACUCUGCUGAGAAGCUUUUGCUCAGCUCUGGCUGGGAUCAAGUAAGAAACACAGGCUGCAGUGGUCUCCUGGGUCUCAGCGAGAGGUCCUUCCCCUCUCACCCAGUGUUUUGUCAGAAAGACCACUCCCUAUACCACAUGCUGUGAUUUCAGUUGUGCCAGUAUCACCGAGUGUAAAAUAACUUCUGUCACCAGUAAUGCCUAUGUCUGCAUUGUCUUCUCUCUUACUUGUACUUCUACAUGCAACUGUCUUGUCUGUACUGUGACAUGCUGUCAUGUAAACAAUGUGCCCUAGAGUUAGCAAGGCAAUUAUUUGUCUCCAGCAAUUGCUCAUGUAUAAUACUCAAUUGUGUGCUCAAGCUGGUUGAGAAACAACAUAAAUACACUGAACGGUAAAUUUAUGCAAGGUGCUAUUUUCAGAUGAAUGUUGUAAGGCAUCCUAGCAGCAACUGGUGUUACUUAGAUAAUAUGUGUCUCAUGGGGAAAGUAAAGUGCUUUUUCCUCGA
Molecule: messenger RNA, 7352 nt
Organism: Numida meleagris (helmeted guineafowl)
Lineage: Eukaryota; Metazoa; Chordata; Aves; Galliformes; Numididae
Gene: PKD2L1
Product: polycystin 2 like 1, transient receptor potential cation channel
Exons: 15
Coding region: 1269-3824 (851 amino acids)
Biological process (GO): potassium ion transmembrane transport; detection of mechanical stimulus
Cellular component (GO): membrane
Molecular function (GO): calcium ion binding; muscle alpha-actinin binding; sodium channel activity
Source: RefSeq, a predicted model, not a curated record